Molecule: messenger RNA, 1641 nt
Organism: Aspergillus affinis
Lineage: Eukaryota; Fungi; Ascomycota; Eurotiomycetes; Eurotiales; Aspergillaceae
Exons: 6
Coding region: 1-1641 (546 amino acids)
Molecular function (GO): dipeptidyl-peptidase activity
Source: RefSeq, a predicted model, not a curated record
AUGUCUGUUCAAGAAAAGAUUCGCCAGCGGUUCCCGGACACUGUGUACAAGCCUUUAGUCCACCCAGAGCGGCACUUGGGGUUCAACUAUACCGGGUUUCAUCCCGGAAAGACUCAGAAGCUUCCCAGGGGCCAUGUCAGAUCCCCCGGGUCUCAGGCUUUCCCGGUGGACGUGACCUGGGAACAAGAUCGGGCGAUUCCCAUGCGGGAUGGAAUCAAGCUGUAUGCGGACAUCUUUCGACCAGCAAACGAGCACGAGAAGGUGCCUGCCAUCCUCCCCUGGGGUCCGUACGGGAAAGUCGGCACGAGCACGCUGAACUACGACAACAUGGGGCCAUGGCAUAUUGGAUUACCGUAUCAGAACCUUAGCGGAUACGAAACAUUUGAACUCUCUCACUUUGAUCUUGAUUGGAAGGGACCGAACCCGGCGGAGUGGUGCUCGAGGGGUUAUGCUAUCAUCGAUGUCGACGCCCGAGGCAGCGGUAAUUCCGAGGGGGCUCUCAUGUUUUGGGGAGAACAGCUCAAUUUCGCCGCUCGCUUCAACCACCCGAACCUCAAGGCCAUCGCGCCAUGGGAAGGACUGACCGAUCCCUAUGGACAGCAGUCCUGCCGAGGCGGAAUCCCCAGACUGGGCUUUGCUGAUCUGAUCGUCCAAGCAUUUGCAGGCCGAGGCAACGCCGAAUAUCUGAGCGCAAUGGUCAAAUCGCGACCUCUCUAUGAUGACUACUGGGACGAAAAACGAAUCAGACCGGAAAACAUCCGUGACAUUCCGAUGUAUCUGACGGCCUCCUACUCCACCGGUCUACAUUGUGAAGGCUCCUUCCAGACGUUUGAACGCGCACAAACAGCUCGGAAGUGGCUUCGUGUGCACGCGUCCCAGGAAUGGCAUGACCUGUACCGACCAGAGGCAACGGAUGACAUGCAACGUUUCUACGAUUUCUACGCAAAGGGCAUCCAGAAUGGGUGGGAGGAUGAUACACCUCGGGUCCGACUCAGUCUGCUGGGAUAUGACGGCAGCUAUUCGGGCACGGUGGUAGAGCGUGCGGAGAAACAGUGGCCCCCUGUCCGUCAACAAACGAGACGGUAUUAUCUAGACGAAAACAGCAGCCUCACCAGGACGAAGCCAAGCACUCCGUCCCAGGUGGCUCAUGAAGGCCAUUCUCUGAGUGAUUCCUCCGACUUCAUUGUCUACUUUGACAGAUGCACUGAGGUCUGCGGACGGCCGUUUGUGAAGCUCUACAUGUCCUGCGACGCAGCAGACGAUUUCGACGUGUUAGUGCAAAUCCGCAAGAUCUCCUCAUCCAGAGAGCUCCUCAAAUCCCUGAACUGGUUCUCAAUGCCCAAGCCCGGGCCCGAGCGUCAAAGUGAUUAUGAUGAUGAGGUCCCACAGUACGGCCACAAGUCUCGUCAGCCCAUUCCACCCGGUGCCGUUGUCUCGUUGCUCAUUCCUAUCUGGCCAGUCGGAAUGGUCUUCGAGGCAAGGGAGAGUUUGAUGCUCCGGAUCUCCGGCCAUGAUAUGGCUCUCCCCGAGGCUGAAGCUCUACGGUUGACAAGCCCUGUUGAUGAGAAUCGAGGUAGACACACUGUAUAUACCGGCGGAGAGCAUGAGAGCUAUAUUGUGAUCCCGGCAAUCACCAACUAG